Molecule: messenger RNA, 1331 nt
Organism: Procambarus clarkii (red swamp crayfish)
Lineage: Eukaryota; Metazoa; Arthropoda; Malacostraca; Decapoda; Cambaridae
Source: RefSeq, a predicted model, not a curated record
GGGUUUCUGUAAGGGAACAGCUGAUUCAAAAGGCUGCGGGCAGCCGCUCCGGGAGUGUCUCUCCACCUUCUCACUCUCAUACAUUAUUUAUGCGCGCGUUGUAGCUCCUGGUGGUGUUGUCAUCUUGGAUCUGUGAGGUUUCAGACACUAUGAAGAAAACGUUGUCUCCAAUACCAGAUGAAGGUAAUGGUGCCAGUGGUGGUAGCGGGAGUGUGGAGGGAUCCGUGUCUAUAAUGAAAUUGAAAGAAAACCUGAGUAACCUCGUCGAGCUUCAGAAGGAACAUAAAGAGAGGCUAGGAAGAGUUGAAGAAGAAAUAGCAAAGCUGCAAACAUUCAAGAAAGAUUAUGAGCAUCUAUUAAAAAGGCUUCUAAGUCUUCCAGAUAAAACUGCACAUGAGGUGAUGGUUCCCUUUGGCCCGUUGGCAUUCAUGCCAGGUCAUUUGGUCCACACGAACGAGAUUUUAGUGUUGUUAGGCGAUAACUGGUUUGCCGAGCGAAGUGCGAAACAGGCAGCGGGCAUUGUCCGCCGGAGAUUAAAAGACUGUGAAGAGAAAAUCAAAUGUGCUGAAAAUACAAAAACGAUACACACCAACUGGCUGAAGACGGCAGAAGAGGUGCUGGCAGUGGAAUGUGGCGACCAAGUCGAUAUUGUAGAAGAAAUCACCGAGGAGGAGUAUCAGAAGAGUCGAGAGGAGGAAAAAAGAGAGGUGUCAGCGAGUGAGGAUGUUGAAGAGCCAGUAGCAGGAACCAGUGCCGCAUCCGAGGACAGCAAUUUGUCGGAUUUGGAUGACAAAUUUGUCAAAAAUCUAUCAGAAACUGAUAGGCAAAUUUAUGAGGAUAUCACAAAGAGAUUAAAUCAAAUUGAAUUGGAGGACGAGGCGACUGGGGAGGACGACGACGACGACGACGAUGAUGAAGGCAAAGAGUUUGAAUUGAGAACUAUGAGUGACGAGGGGGAGACGAGUGACGCAAUGCUACCAGCAAAGAGAGCAAAAUUUAAGCGGAGGGUUUCUUGGGCAGACGAUGUGCGGACCCUUUACACGGUAAUCCCAGAUGAUGACAGUGAAGAUAUUUGUCGCAUUAAGUACACCAGCCAACCUCUAACCCUUCCUCUGGAGGACCCACUAACGGAGAGUGUUGGUAAAACUGAGGCUCCUACUGAAACUAUUCAGAGUCCUUCAGAUAUUUAUAAAGUCUUCAGUCACGGGGCCUCUGCACCGGAGCCGCCACCUCGUGGAAUACUUAAAAAGUCCUCAUCUCUUCCAAUACAAGGUAAGGAACGUUUGAGUGCCUCGGGUGUUGGGAGGUAUGCCUAGAACAUCUGGAAGUAU